Molecule: messenger RNA, 11259 nt
Organism: Plasmodium coatneyi
Lineage: Eukaryota; Apicomplexa; Aconoidasida; Haemosporida; Plasmodiidae
Exons: 8
Coding region: 1-11259 (3752 amino acids)
Biological process (GO): protein polyubiquitination; proteasome-mediated ubiquitin-dependent protein catabolic process
Molecular function (GO): ubiquitin protein ligase activity
Source: RefSeq, a predicted model, not a curated record
AUGAAAAAAUAUUUAGUUUACGAAAAUAUGCAUCAUUCGUAUAUCCUGAAUAGUAUAAAAAAUGGAGAAGAAUCGGAAAAGCUAGCUGCCCUGAACGACCUUUACGAACAGCUGAACCUGUCUGCAGAUGGCGGGUUGUCCGUUUCCCAGAUGGAGGAAUACAUCAACGUACUGAUCCACGUGAUUAAUAAGCCCCACUUGAAUUACAACAAUGCAUAUGGAAGGAACAGCAACAGUGGUAAUGUUGGGAGUAGGAAAAGUGGCGGUAAGAAAAAGGCCAAAGGGGUGGGCAGUGCCAAAAGUAUCGACGCAGAGAAAAUUAAGGACACGGUGGAUAGCGGGUUGAACAGCUUCUUUAAGAUAAUACAGGAGCGCAUAGGGGUUUACGCGUCCGAUUUUGAUGAAGAAGGGGAGGAGGAAGAAGAUGAAGAAGAAGUUGACGACGAUGAAGAAGAUGAAGAGCAGGAAGAGGGUCAAGAGAAUGAGGAGGAUGAUGAAGAUUAUGAUGAGGAAGAAGAGAUCCUGGACGACGAUGAGGUACAGGAGGUAGACAACGUUGGGGAGGCUGGCGAAGCUAGCGGAGAUGACAACGAAUUUGCUCUUAGCGAUGGCAAUGCAAGGGGGAAAAAGAAGAAGAAACGGAAAGACGCAGCCAAAGGGGACAAGCGCAAGGGAAGCAAUAAAAGCAACAACGAAAGCACAAAAAAGCGCGCUAGUGAACGUGGCAAUAAACGGGCCAGUAGACGAGCCAGUCAGCGCAACAGUCACCGAUUAAAUCAGCGCACUAACAAAGAAACCAAGCGGGAAAAGGCUAAAGGUGCCAAGCCAAAGGGGGAAGAAACGAAAAAGAAAGCAAGCAACAGAGGAGUGAAAAAAGAAAUAAUAAUAAACUCGGAAGAUGAAAGCAUUGACUUCUUCUCCUACUCCAGCAAUUCGAGUGACCCAUCCAGUCUAUCAAGUGAAUCAAGUGUCACAGAAGAAAAUGAAAAAAUGUUUCUGAACGAUGCAUGCGCAAUAGAUGUAAAAUAUAUUAACAUUAUUUACACGGCCACGUGCUGUAUAUAUGCAAUUUUGGAUAUAUACCCUCAGACCAUAAGAUAUGUAAUUAACAACAAAGACGGGAUAAACAUCCUAAACAGAAAACUGAACGAUAUUGAAUACAUCGAUGUAGCGGAAGUAAUUUUAAAAAUUUUCGAAAAAUUAGUAGAGAAAGAUCCUAUGCUUAUUUUGAAAAAGAAAAGUAUAAAAUACAUGUUGAUGCAUAUAGACUUCUACAAUGUGAACAUCCAGAAAAAAAUUUUCUUCUGUAUCAUCCAGAUGAUUAACAAUAUCAGCAAACAUAAGCACAUAACGAAAUAUAUAACGCCCUAUUGUUCCAUUUUUACAAAUUUUUUUCACUUCCAUUAUAUUCAUAUAUUAAAUAUUAUAUGCACCCUUUGGAGGUCACUACUUGACAAAAUGAUCACCGUUCGGUUGGAGGAAGAGAACAAACUGAGGAGGAAAGUUAGACGUUCCGUCACGGACAGUAGUGGAGGUGUAAAAGGGGGGGGCUCCUUGGGGCGUAAAGGAGACUCCAAGGAAGCCUCUUACCUUAGUAAGCUGAUGCAGAAGACUGAUAAAAGGAAGAAAAAAAAACACGAAAAGGAGGGUGCCUCGUCUGCAAAGGGAAAAGGCAAACUGAAGGAGUUAACUGGUACCCCCUUUGUUAAAAGCGGAAGGGCGAGGAAACAAACGGGAGAUGAACCCCUUGAAGGGGAAGUGAUCGAAAUAUCGGAUGAAGAACAAACGAGUGACUUUCACAAGAAAAGAAGCAACGACACCGGGGAUGACACUAACUGUGAACACCGGGGUGGAGGGAAGUCAAAGAAGGAAAGCUCAACUAAUAAGAAGAGCAAGAAGAAGCCAAAAAAUCGCAUGAAGGGAAAAGCGGAUGAUGGUGAGGACGCUGACGAAGCUGGGGAAGUGCCCCAGAUUGUCGAAGUUGGAGAGAGUAGCGAUGGUGAAGAGAAUGAUCAGGUAGAUGAAGAAGACAGAAGGGGAAAACCAAAGGGAGAGGUUCAAAAGAGGAGCAAGUUAAAGAAGGAUAGUAACAAUAAGGGCCAGGAAAGAAGUAGAAGAGGAGCCAAGAGGGAGCAGAUAAAGGACGAAGAUGUGUACAUUUUGGAUGACCAAUUAUCCGACAGCACCAAUUGCAAAAAUAGCAAGUCGAACGAGAACGUCAGUUUUUUGAGUUCCUUUUUGAAAAACUAUGACCCUGUUAGCGGAUCAAAGGGUAGAAGUUCGAAGAAGGCUGCGAGGGAAACCACCUCCCAUGGCGCGGAAGAAGGGGUGAAAGAUUCCCCCAAAUUAGAAGGCACAUCCCCAGGCAAGGAGGAAGCGAAGAAUCGCACCUAUGUGUACCACGAAAACAAGCUGCUUCAGCAUAUUAUCCAUCUGAACAGCAACGAAAGUACCCACUUAAAGCUCUGCGCGGAGAUCGAAAGUAUAUACAGCAUUAACAUUCGAAAUAAUAUUAUUAAGUUGCUGAUAGAGUGCAAAAUUGAGGAUAAUUUAUACGCCUUUAUGGAGACUUUUUACAUCAUAUCUAUUUUGGUUAAUUACAGUGAUAGUAUACUGGAGGAUUUUUGCAACAGUGAAUUUUUGGCAAAGUUCAGCGAGAUCUUUCAAAAUGAGAAGUACCAGAGUAAUAACUUUUUAACCCUGUACCUUUUGUUUACAUUGUACUCCUUUUUGCCCAUGUGCACGUUCAACGGGUUGGUGAUUUACGACUACGAUAUGGGGACGAACCUAAGUGGUAAGUCGUUCAUGAAUCAAGGGAAACCCCAAGGAGGAGAUGCAGAAGAGGGCAAGAACAGCGGCACCGGCGGAAUGAACAACGUUGAGGUAGAUUCGAGUGACGAUGGUUUCUUCCCUCGUGAAACCCCCAGCGGUGAAUACAUGCCGAACACCUUUCCCGUUGACGUGAGGAAGCACAAGCUAGAUUUUUACAGAAACCAUUUUAACCACCUGGCAACCCUAAUAAAGGUGAUCAUACCGGGUGUAUACAGAAUAUACUCGGAAACCGUCUAUUACGACAUCAAGUAUUUGUGCGUAGUUAUCACACUCUCUGUCUUCAUUUCGAUGUAUAAAAUAUCGUUGACCCUGAGUGACAGUGCGGAGUUUGUCAGCUGCCUUGAGUAUAUGUUCCUGUACCACAAAGAAACGUGUGCCUUUAUCAGGAACCUCGUUUUGAAUAACCUGUCCGAGUCGUCCAUAAUUAGUGGCAUUAUCAUAUGUAGAAUUGUGGAGCACUUUUCAGCACUCAUUGGGACCAAUUCGGUGUUCGCGUCUGUGAAGGGCGAAAAUGCAGCUUGUGUUGAUAGCAACGGCUAUGCGCUUAGUCAGGGCACUACCCAUGUGCUGUCCCCGUUAUCCUACGACCAAGGAUCCAACUUACAUGUGCUGAACAACAUCAUUAGCAAAAUUUUGGAAAAAAAAGUGGGCGAAAUGUGCCCUACCAGUGGGAAUGACUACAUGUGUGGCAACAAAGAAAUCUACAAUAUUAUGUUCUGCUACUUUUACGAGCUGUACAAGGGAAAAACAGGCACUUGUGAUGGUAUUGGAAAGGGCCGCUGUGAGAAGGGCAACUUCCUAUUCUUCAAUUGGGAAAGAGAAAUGAAGAAUAUUUCCCUCGAAUUUGAGGUGAUCUUUUUGAACUACCAGAAUGUGAAAUUAGCAAAGGAGAAAAACAAGAUGGAGAAUGGCGGCCAACCGAUACGUUUAAGUCACCUGAUUGUUGACGAGCGCACAUGCUACAAUGGCAUCGUUUUGAGUUACUGCUAUUUGGUUAAUCUGUUUGGUCAUCUGUCCUCCAUGGGGGAAGACGCUUCCAUCUAUUUCUACCAGUACAAUGUGGCAAAGCGCCUGUAUUUUUUUUUGUUCCAAAAAUUGUUUUAUCAGGAUGGGCAAAGUAAAAUGGGGAAGAAAGGGAAUGACGACUUGCGCUUUGGGGACAGUUCCCUCUCAUGCGCCCACAUCAACCGGAGAAACGUUCUGAAUUUGCUAAAAAGCAUCGAUAGAAAUGUUAGGCUGUACAUCUUUUUAUACGCCUUACUCUUUGGCAACCAUAACAAAAGGGGUGAAGUGGUACAGGGGUUAUUUUUGAACAGCGUGAAAACCUUGUAUGGGAUAUUUUACCAACUGGGGGGAGACCAAGUGAUAGACGAUAUUGACGAAGUGCAACUGGAUAAAAUCAAGGCAGUAGUGACGGAUAUUUUCGACUCCUACCACUAUUAUCUAAUUAUGAAUAAUCUAUCCUUUACAAAGUGUUCUCUACUCAUUCGGUUGACAAGGGAGUGCCUAAACGUGCAUGACAAUUUACCGAUCUACUUUUUCAAAGAGAGUUGGAACGCUUCUAAUGGGAGCAGGAACUAUGGUGCUGCGAAAAACGGUCAGGCCGGAAUCGUACCUUUAGAAAAACCAGACUUUUCUUAUCACCGGGGAAGUAGUAGCGUGGAUUCCUGGAUCAAACACUAUGAUGAUUUCCCUUCGCUAAAAAGCGAAAACCUGAAUUCGCUGUUUAUCCCCAAGUACAGGAAGAACAACACUGAUGCUUUUAUUAAAUCUCUCAAGCAGAGAAGGAAGAAGGGGAAAGACGAGGAGAACGUUGGGGCUAGUGGUAAAGGUAGCUUUACCGAAUUUGCUGAUCAGAAGAAGAAAAAAAAUGCGGAUUCGUCACAUUGCAAGGAAGGCGCAGUAGGCGAUGCUGCUGCGGAGGGGGUACUGACAAAUGAAGGGAGCGGUAAGGUGGAGAAGGUCCAGCGGGAGGACGACGAGGGGGAUCAGGAGGAGGUCGAUUUUGACGUGAGUUGCGAAAAGGUGCGCAUAAUAAAGAACAUCGAGAGGGAGUUUCAGAUGGGCCAAGCAGAUGAGGCGGACGACACACACAACGCAGGUAGGGAACGCCCCUCCAGAGAAGCAAACCGGGGCAACCCCGCCAUACCAAUCAUCGACGUCUUAAAGGAGAUCUCCAAAGGAGUGGAAAUAAUAAGGGAAAAGGAUCCUCACGAAGCGAAGGAACAAAGAGUGGGAAAUGCCGACCAUGUUGACAGCAACGCAACAGGAGAAGGAAUGGUGGACAAAGCCUCCUCUAUUUUUAGCGACAAGGCAAAUAAGGAAAAGAAAAAAAAAAGCAACAAAUUGAAUGAAAGCAGGAAGGGACACAAUAGUCUAUUCGAUUAUUUCACAGGAAGCAAUUACAAACAUUUUGACUAUAUCCCGAAGGAUUCAUUUUACGAAAAUUUAUUUUACGAUAAUAAUGACAGCACAGCAUUUGAUAAAAAGAAAAAUAGGAGCAUAUAUAAUAACUACAACUGUCACUUCCCUGUGCAUUUGAGGAGAAACGGUCUCUACGUGGAUAACGUAUCGAUUUUUAGUUCCCUCGGUGAAGGCUUGCCCAUCUCGCUCAGCUUGGAAAAGAUGAAUCUGGGCUCUCCCGAAGCGAGCGCAGAAAGUGAAGCAAAUGAAUCCACGGCAUUGAACGAGGUAACUUCGCAUGGAGGGCAACAUUUAUCUGAAUGUAGAGUUACCAAGGAUGAGGGCGCAAAUUCCAGGAAGGAAAACAUAGAUGUUGAAGUCAUAAAUGAUGAGACGAAGCAACUCAGCGCGAGCAUCGGAGGAGGAAGCUCAAAAUUGCAAAGAAGCCCCAGAGGCGUAGUCCCCAACAGAAAUGCCUACACCAAGGACCUUACCCACAGACUGCUCUUCUUCGGAAGGAACUACCAAGAUAAGCCAAAGAACCUACAUGCAACCUUCAGCAUAUUUGAUUCGCUUAAUAAGAUAGAAAACUACGUAAAGAAAAAUCUAAACAGGAGCAACAAAAAUGCCAAUGCAAAGUACUACUCGAAGGAGGAAGACUUGGUUGUCCUGUCAGUGAACGGUAUCGAUAUACACAACGAUUCCUGCCUUUCCGAGUAUCUGAUAAAGCUGAACGAUCUGUAUUAUAUGAAGAGAAAUUCAGCUUGUUUGAAUGAGGAAAAUAUUUUUUACAACACGGAUAAUUUUUACGUGUACAACGAUAUUGUAGAGUUACUUCCUAUAAAUUGUGGGCAAAUGAAAAGUCAAAUAAGGUACCUAUGGAAUGGGCAUGGAAAUGGAAGCUCCGCUUCGGAGAAUUAUUCCCUUGGUGGUUGCUUCUACACGGGUGAUGGUUAUCCCCCUCACAGCGGAAACAACACACAUAGUAUAAAUUUCAAAGUGAUUAAAAAGAGAAAACAGAAUGAACCUUCUUGCUUGAAUUUCUUGCCCGAUGAUUUUAGCGGUAAAGGCAAUAUACACAUUGUGUCCAAGAAAAAGAAAACGAACAACAGUGCAGCUGAGCUGAGUGAGGAAACGAGAAGGAAGUUAUGCGAAAGGAGAGAAAACCAGGACGACCUUCACAGUUAUGUAGAUCCCAUUACCUUUAGGAAAAUCAAGUCCAGCAUUGAAACCCCCUUAAACUGUAGAAUUGUUAGCGAUAAAUUUAAUGUUUUUAACAUUUCCUUUGACUUGGUUAAGAAUUUGUACAACGCGGAUGAUUUGCGAGGUGGUGCAGACAAUGCGGAUAUUGCGGAAAACGGUGGGUUGGGGGAACCCUCCAAGAAAAGCUUCUUCCGCAUGUUGAAAGGGGACCCUACUGAGGAUGCGAAGAAGAGGGAACAAUUGACGCACGAAGCGCAGGAGGACGGUUUGGAAAUGAAGGGGAAGUUGAGCAACGAUGCAACUGCUGGUGUAAGUGCAAAUAACGUGGACCUCACAGAUGGACACUACUACGAGGAUGAGUAUGAUGUGGAUCGGAUGAUGUCCUACGGGAAGGACCUCUCAGAAGGGGAAGAUAAACCCUCCUUCUUGAUAGACUACCUGAAGGAGAACUAUCAGGAGAAGGAGUUGAAUUUAUUCCUAUCGCAGAGAAAUUGCGUGGAGAGCGAUUCGAUGUACCUUUCCACUUUUUUAAAAACCGAAAUGAGGAAGGUGACUGAGCUGGUUUUCUUGGACGAUCAUUACAUUAAUAAGGACGUGAUGUUGAGCACGCAUCUACACAGCAUUCACUUUUUAGUGCAUCAAGGGGAGGAUGACAUGAAGGAGAGUAAUUCAUCGCGAAGGGAAAGCCUCGUUGAUAAAAUUCAUAGGAUCAGGGAGAGGGAAAGGUCCCUAUAUGUGAAGCACCGCAGGGGUGAAACUACCAGCCAGGACACCAUAAUAGGGGGACAUGUAAAAGAGAGUAAUCACCAGAAUGGCAUUAUCCCCAGUGGGGAAGACCAGUACCUCCUAUUUAACUAUAUGCCUAUGUACAGCGAAAUUGUGAGAAAAAACCAUGUUUCUUCCCGCUCGACGGCACGGGGUUGUGGAUCUCGAAAGGAAGAUCAACUUGCCCGCAAAAUGAGCAGUCGUUCAGGCCAAUCGGUGAAGGGAAAAUGUCGAAAAACACGAGACGAAGAUAAGGAUAUUUUCCUACAGAACAUAUACAAUUUUAUGUUUUUCAAGUUUCUCUACUUGCUGUGCAGGCAUUUUAAUAUGUGUGACAUUCCAUCGUUACUGACUUUUUACGUGAAUAACAAGGCCCGGGAUAAUUCCAUGUUUAAAGUGGGGGAUGUCGAAUUGACUGGCAACAGCAUGUUAAACGAGGAAACGAUAAAGGAGAUGAAUAGCCUGAUGGAGGAAACGUUCUUAGAAAAGGCAGCGAAUGGAGAAAGAAGUCCCGCAGUGGGAAUAAAAGAUAUAAAGAAAAAGUGCUUCAUCCUGAACAGUAUUAACAACAAGGUGAUGUACUACCUGAAUAAUCCUCUCUUCCUCUUCAGUGAAAAGAUCCCAUCAUGGGUAUAUAAAAUUUUUUACCUCUUUAAUUUUGUGGUGGACAUUGACAUAAGGCUAUUAUUUUUUGAGAUAGUUUACUUUGGAAAUUAUAGAGGCUUAUAUAAUUACAAGCAGAAGAUAAAAGAAGUGGUGGAAAAGUUCAACGACAAAAUAAGUUUCGGUAAUAAGUCCCUAACGGAGGAGCAUCUACUUUCUGUGUGCGCAAAUUAUACAUAUAACUGUGAUAAAAAAAAGCUGUUUAAUUUUUUGUCCGAUAAUACAACUUUAACCUUACCAAGGACGAAGAUUAAAUUGCACAGAAACAAGAUGGUAGACUCUUCCUUUCGUAUAUUUAAUCAUAUGCAUUUUAUCAAUUCAAAUUUUAUUACUCCAUCAUAUUUGGAUAUAGAGUUUUUCAAUGAGGAGGGCACAGGGUUGGGGCCUUCCCUAGAAUUCUACAAUGAAGUGAUAGAGGAGUUAAAGAAGGAAAAAUUGAAGCUGUUCAAAUUGGAGGACACUUACUUGUUUCCUCUUUCCUACAAAAUUGACUUAAAUAAUUUCGACUUUAAUUUAUUGAAGAAGCCAAAAAAUUCGGAGCUGAUGGGGCUGAAUAGCGGAUCGAGCAGUGCAAGCAACAUAAAUGGAGGUGCACACAGUGGAGGAAACAAUUACUACACAUAUGCCAGCCACCUUGGCAGCGUCGGUAACAAGGGGUACCAUUUGCAAAAUGCUAACCCAAGUCACUCAUCGUCCUCAUCACUUAACAAACGCAUAAAUGUGAUUAGCGAAGGGGCAAACGGAAGCAGUUACCACUCGGUGAACAGCCUAAUUAACCAUUUUCUCUACUCCAUGAAUUCGAAUGUGUUUACCAGUGAAGGUAACAGCUUCGGGAAGUACGAAGACCUGUCCGAAAUGGAAUUCUUGGGGAACAAGUUGAAGUACAAAAAGGGGAAGAAGUAUUCUGAGAAUGUUAAAAAGGGUGGUAAAAAGAAUGAGAGUAAGAAAAAGAAUAAUGCAGCUACCGGGGGGGACGCAACCAACGCAGGCAGUCCUAGCAGCAGCAGCAGGAGGAACAAGAAAAAAAAUGAACAGGAAAAAGCUACAAGUGAGAGGAACAAAAAGGGCGACGACCAAUUAUUCACCGACAGUGACGUAACCAAGGGGAGAAACAAACAGAAGAAGAAGUACCUGAACAAAUAUGAUGUUGAUGAAGAGGAGGACGACUACAAUGAUGAUUAUGAUGAUGAGGUGGAGGAGGAGGGUGAUACCCUUGGGGACAACAACACCUAUGGUGAGAGUCACCGCAGCGACAAGGCUAACUCCAGUGUAAAGAAAACCACCCCCGCAACGAGCAGCGCAUGUUCGUACAAAAAGAACACCACAUUUGACGUCAGAAUGGAGAGCAUAAUUAAAUUGGGGGAAGAGGAAUAUAUUAACUCUGAGAAAAAUAAAAAGAAAAGGAUUAGGUGUUACGUAGGCUCGAGUGAGAAGCAGGACGAGGAGAGUAAGAAGAAGAGCCUGAUGAGUGAGAGGAAGGUGGUAGAUACGAAGGGUGGAUCACCACUGGUGGAAGGUUCAGAAAGCGUGCAAAUGAAGCAAGAGCGGGGAGACGUUGCGGAGGAAGUAAACCAGGGCAUUGAAACAAUUGCCCCCCUUGCGGAUACGCCGAGUAGCACAGCCAAGACAGGUACACAAGCACAACGUGCUGCCGCCCAAUCGGAGGAAGAAAAAAAGUCCGAUUCGGCAGACGAAACGGAAAAUACGCGAAAGAGCAAUUUGAAGAAAAAGAAAACGGAUAAGAGGCCGGGAAGCAAGAAACCCCAUGCGUCUAAAUUUAGCGAAAUAAAAGAUUCUCCAGUCGGUGCGGCGUCAAACAAAUCGAUGAGCGUGUCAGAUGUAGCGAGCAGCUCCAGGAACGUAAGCAACGUGUCGGUAAAGGAGGAGAAAGCUGAGAGGCACUGCUGCAAGUUGUUGGACAAGGGUGUAGAAGGUAAGGAAGACGGGGCGAAAAAAACAAAACUCGAUAAAACGAAUAAGCAGGAGGAUACCAAAAUUGUAAAAAGUGAAAACAGCAAAAAGAAAUAUCUCCUCUCUGACGAUGUUGAACAAGAAGAAGUUACUGACAACGAGAAAAAGGAGACCAGCGAAAUGGAGAACAAAAAUGUGCACGUCAAACGAUAUAAGCUAUUUACUAAAGAUUUUGAGGAGCAUUUUAUGAAGGAAGAUAAUGAUAUGGAGGUAAGGAGACAGCAAGAGGCACGAAGAAAAAUGAACCUAAACGAUGAAGCCAACAUAUCCCGAUCAGUAGCGCAAAAUAUUAUCAGUUCACUAAUAAGCGAAAUGGAAAACAAAUCGUCCUCACAGGGGAUUAAUUUAAAGACAUCAAAUGAAGCAAAUGAAAAGGUAAAGGAGGAUUCUGCUCAGAACAAGGGUAAUAAUGAUGAGCCAAGCAAACCGAUCGUCAGCAAUAUGAGCAAAAAGUUGAAUGAAAACUUUCAAAAGAAAUUGCAAGAAAAGAGCAGAAAGAAGGUGACCAAUAUUGAACAAGACACUCUUGAAAAUAGACUCUUUAAGUACUUCAAAUUGUUGGGUCAGUUGUGUGCAAAAAUUUUAACAGACAAUAGGAACGUAAAUGUUAAUCUGCACCCCCUGUUUUGGUACCUGGUUAUGAACAACUCCGGAUAUGUCAACAUCUCUAAGUUUCAGCACUAUCAAGCGAUCGACCGAGUCAACAUGAGCAGCAUAAAUAAACUGCUGGAGUAUCGAAAGGAAAACAAAAAUGUUGAAGAUUUGAUGCUCGAUUUUACCCUAUUAGGGAGCGACCCACCCGUUGAGCUAAUCCCGAACGGAGCCAACAUUGCAGUGAACAACGAAAACCUGGACCUGUUCAUAAAUAAAACCAUCGAGUAUUCCCUGUAUGAGGGGAUAAAGUUUCAGAUAUGGGCCUUCCGCUUCGGCUUCAGCACGAUCGCCCCCCUUUUGUGCACGAACAUAUUUGACGAAGAGGAAAUUUGCGAAUACCUUUUCGGCAGCAAUAUCGAGAAUGACGAACACUGGACGAAGCUGCACCUGUCAACGUAUAUUAAGCCAGACCAUGGGUACACCAACGACUCUGUUACAUUUAUCACCCUGAUCGAAAUAUUGUCGGAGUUCAACAAGGAAGAGAGGAAGCUGUUUGUUAAGUUUUGCACCGGAACGUCCGCCUUGCCGAAUAAAGGAUUUGCAGCUUUGAAGCCUCUCAUGAAAGUUGUGAAAAAGGAAGACAAUAACGAUUUGCCCAGUGUGAUGACCUGCACCAACUACUUAAAAAUUCCCGAUUAUAAAAAUAAAGAAAAGCUCAGGAACAGAUUAUUGUACGCCAUUAAUGAAGAACUGAGUUCCCAAUGUAGUAUUCUUCACAAGGUGCGCAUUUUGCAAGAUCUUGUGGUUCAAAGUAGCAACCCUGAAUGA